This is a messenger RNA of Esox lucius (northern pike), 1796 nucleotides long. RefSeq names its product glyoxylate reductase/hydroxypyruvate reductase a (gene grhpra). Gene Ontology annotation, molecular function: NAD binding; hydroxypyruvate reductase [NAD(P)H] activity; hydroxypyruvate reductase (NADH) activity. The transcript is spliced from 9 exons. Bases 281 to 1267 code for a protein of 328 amino acids. Gene Ontology annotation, cellular component: cytosol. The record is from RefSeq and is a predicted model, not a curated record. NCBI's taxonomy places the organism in Eukaryota, Metazoa, Chordata, Actinopteri, Esociformes, Esocidae.
GCACCGGGCUACACUGGCCGUAAUACCCUACUUGCCCAUGAUAACCCAUAAUGCAUCAUGCGGCCCGUUGAUAUAACGUGUGGAUACGGUUGGGCGUAAAUACAAUUCGGGCUGGUUUCCCCGGUCUCCAAAGUUUAAUUUAUCUUAACAGAGCGCACUUAGUAAGUCGUUCGUGUGGGUACUGUCUCCGUAGGACACUGAAAUCGGUUGAAAAGUCACAGCCUAGUCUGUUGGGCCGUUGUUUCAAGCAGUUUUUCUGUCUUUUCAAGUUUUUCUGGGUAUGCACACAGCUCACAAGAUCAUGAAGGUUUUCGUAACAAGACGCAUCCCGCAGGAAGGAAUGAAGAUUCUGUCACAGUCUGGAGUGUGUAAGGUGUCAUUGUGGGACUCCGAUGAACCUGUACCAAGGGAGGAGCUUUUGAAAGGUGUUGCAGGGGCCCAUGGGCUGUUGUGUCUCCUGUCAGACAAGAUCGACACUGAGGUUCUGCAUGCGGCAGGUCCAAACCUGAAGGUGAUAAGUACCUUGUCUGUCGGGUUCGACCACAUGGCCAUGGAUGAGAUCAAGAAACGAGGGGUGCGCGUGGGGUACACUCCGGAUGUCCUGACGGACGCGACAGCGGAGCUGACCGUCGCCCUGCUACUGGCCACGGCACGCCGGCUGCCAGAGGGGGUGCUGGAGGUUAAGAAUGGAGGCUGGAGCACCUGGAAACCUCUCUGGCUUUGUGGUUAUGGUCUGUUGGGCAGCACAGUCGGCGUCAUUGGUCUGGGACGCAUAGGUAUGGCCAUAGCCAGGAGAUUGAAACCGUUUGGAGUGAAGAGGCUCCUGUACUCUGGCAGAACAGCUAAAUCAUAUGCUUCUGAUGUGGAGGGGGAGUACGUCCCCUUGGACACCCUGUUGUCGGAGUGUGAUUUUGUUGUGGUGUCCUGCGCCCUAACCCCAGAGACCCAGGGCCUAUGUAACAAGGCUUUCUUCAGCAAGAUGAAGAACAACGCGGUCUUCAUCAACACCAGCAGGGGUGCGGUGGUGAAUCAGGAGGAUCUGUACCAGGCUUUGACCACUGGUCAGAUAGCUUGCGCUGGGCUAGACGUCACAACCCCAGAACCACUACCAACCGACCACCCCUUGCUCACCCUCAAAAACUGUGUGGUCCUGCCCCACAUCGGCAGUGCCACCUACUCCACACGUGGCAUCAUGGCAGAGCUGUCGGCCAACAACCUGCUGGCGGGUCUACAGGGCACCGACAUGCCAAGCGAAUUGAAAUUCUAGUGCUGCUCUACACAACGACUCAACUCAGUUUCUUUAUUCUUAGGAUUUUCUUCUUCACCCAAUCAGUAAUCGUGGGUGGUUUUGUGGAAAGAGAUUAAGCCUAGUCGUUGUCUAAAAAAAGCAAUCUGAACGGAAAAUCUUGAUUGGGCUUGAUUUUGGAGUCUAGGACUAUGCGUAUUGUUUGUAGGCGGAACCGGCCCAUGAUGUUUAUGAAUAACAAGAGGGUUAUUAUGACUUCUGUUUUUGAAGAAGGAAAUUUAGAGAAUUAGCUCUGAGAACAUGCCUUAGCACACUCCAACCACCAUCCUUCGUGUCAACCAUGGCUUCCUCUUAAAAUAUAGAAAAUGCACUACAAUUAGUCUCCACAUACUAAUAAUUGAUUUGUGGCCUUUGUGUUCUUAUGAAUCUGCCAAAUACCCAAUUAGGCAACGAUGUUUCGCAAUCAAUGAUAAAACACUCCAGAUGUUCCCUUUGUCUAACAGUCUGUCAUUCAAGCUUUGUUAUUGAAUUAAACUUUGUUUAAUGUCAA